AUGACGGCAGAUACAAUAUCAUCAACAACAAUACUCAGAUUAGAAAAUACAAAUUUAAAUCUUAAUUGUGCUGUUGAAUUUGAAGAUAAUGGUGCACUUUUUCUUGAAGCAGAGCAAGGUCUCUAUUAUUGCUUCUCAUCAACAAGUCCAGUUGUAACAGUUAUACGUGGAAUUGUUAAAGUCAAACAAUCUGCCAGAAAUGAGUUUCAAUGUUCAGUCAACGGUUGGACAUAUCAUGUACCAAAAAAUGAAGGAUUAUUUAGCGAGAUCGAAGAAAUUCGAGUAACAAGUAACAUUGGCAGUAAUAUCAUUGAAAAUUAUGUAUUUAGUAAUGAAUUUCCGUCGUUGAAAAAUUUAAAACUCGAUUUAGCUGUUAAAAUUAUCUCAAUUGAGCCAUAUGCUUUUGCUAAUUUAACAAAUCUUGAAUAUAUAGAAAUCAAUUCGGCAUUGGUUUUACUAGAUGUUGACAGUUUCAAAAGAAUUCCAAAAUUAAAAUCACUCAAGUUACAGAUAAUUAAUUCAACAACAGCUAAUCUCAUUGCCGUAUUAAAAAACCAUCCAAGUUUAACAAAUUUAGAACUUUUAAAUCAUUACAGUGGAGAUAUUUGUAAUUAUCAAAAUAACGAUAAUCCAUUACAAUUAUUAAAACUUCAAUAUACUGGCGGUCAUUUGAAAGCAUUAUCAAACAGGUGUUUUAAAUGUUUAGAAUAUCUCACCGAAUUAAUAAUCACAAACAGUAAUCUAACUACACUCCAACCAGGAAUAUUCGCUGGUCUUGAUAAUCUAAUCACAGUAUCACUGAACUCCUUAUGGGGUUUAAAAAAUGAGACUAUCGUGUUUUUUGAUUCAAGACCAGAUGACGUUAUAUUGAAUCCAAAAGAAAAAGGUGAUUUAUCAUCUAUUGAAUAUCAAAAUAAUUACACACACUGUUACCCAAGUGAAUAUAGUUUUUUCAAAAUUUGUAAAACAUCAAAUCUAACAUCAUUGUCGUUAGUUAUGCCAAUCGUUCCCGUUCAAUGGCAACCAAAUAUUUUAAAAAUAAAUGACAACGAAAUAUCGUCAAUUGAAGAAAAUACAUUUAUCAAUAUAACGAUAAAAACGUUAAUAAUUACUUCAACAGCAAAAAGUUUUAAAAUUACUGAAAAAUCCUUUGAAGGAUUAUCAAAUCUCGAAUUUUUGGAACUCAAGACUGAAGCGAUUGAAUUUAAUACAUAUUUUUUGGAUCAUUUGAAAUCAUUGAUAACAUUCGAAAUUCCAGCAACUGAUGCAGAGAGAUGUGAUGUUUAUAUCUGUGAGUUAGUAAGACAUUCAAAUAUAAAGAAUUUAUUAGUUUCUGAUGCUGAAAGAAUGGCUAUUUGUGAUAAAGAUAUAUGUAUGGAUCGAAAUACUAAAACUUUAAGUCUUCAUUACACACAUGGAUGGUUUACAAGUAUAGAACGAGGUAAUUUUAUUUGUUUGCCAAAUCUUGAAAAUCUUGGUAUAUCAAGUAGCACCCUCGAAGAAAUUAAACCUGGAUCAUUUGCUGGACUUGAUGAACUCACUAGCUUGAUAUUGUCGUCAAAUGAAUUGACACAAAUUCAUCAAAAUACUUUUGAGGACUUACCAAAUUUGUAUAUACUUAUACUCAGUGAUAAUAAAAUUAACAAUAUUGUUAAUGGAGCAUUCAGAGGAAAAAUAUUAUCAAUGCUAGAUUUGAGUUACAACAAGUUGACAUCUGUAAGCAAAGAUUUAUUUGUUGAUGUGAUAAUUAGACAACUGGAUUUAUCGAACAAUGAAUUGAAAACAAUUGAAAUUGGUGCAUUUAAAACUUUGAAUUUUGAAACAUUAAAUGUCGAUAAUAAUGAUGAACUUGAAGGUAAUAUUAGAAUUUGGAGUGCGGAUGAAGAUCGAAUUCCGGCAAAUUGUUUUACUAAAGCAUCUUUUAAGAUUUGUAAAAAAUUGAAUUCACUAUUAUCUGUCAACGCAGUUAUAGAAAAAUAUGAAGGUAUGAUGUUUUUACCGGAUUUUUCAUUACCAAGUAAAAAACUUGAAUUAUUUGAAAAUUUAAUAUUGAAUGUUGGAGCCAUCAAACUCAAGAAAAAUUUAUUUGUACAACUACAAUCUCUGAGAUAUCUGAAAAUCGAAGUUAUCGAAACUAGUUUUUAUCUCAGUCAAGUACUGACAGAUCUUAAGAAUUUGAAAACCCUCGAAAUCGUUGGUAAUCACUCUGUUGGCAUUUGUCAAAACUCAUUCUCAAAAGAUAUACCAAAUACAAUAAUCGACAUUCGUUAUACAACAGGUACAAUUGAUAGACUACAAGAAAAUUCAUUAAUUUGUUUGCCACAAAUUGAAGUAUUAACAAUAACCAAAUCACAGUUGUCGACAAUUGAAGCUGGUGCAUUUAAUUUACUGAAUAAUCUCCGAUACAUAAACUUGUCAUUUAAUACAAUAACUCUUGUUUCAAUAAAUGUAUUUAAUAGUCUCAAGAGUCUCGCUGUGCUUUUAUUAAAUAACAAUGAAAUUGAAGAAAUCGACGACAAAGCAUUCAUGUUAUUUGAUAAUAAAAAUUUUGUUUUGUAUAAUUUGAGUUACAAUGAACUUACAACUAUCGAAAAGGAUACUUUUGACGGUAUAAAAUCCGGUCAAUUAGAUUUGACACACAACAAAAUUCGUUCUAUUGAAGCUGGUGCAUUCACCGAUUCUAACAUUAAAGAUUUAUAUAUAUUUGGUAAUCCUGAUAUACAUGAAGUUAAAAAAGCCUGGAAUAUAUCUAUAUCUACUAUUGUCUAUACUAAAACACGUAUUUGUGAAGCAUUCAACGAAUCCAACAAUCUUGUUCAGUGUCACAACGAAUUUCAUGAAUAUGAGUUUCAAUGUUCAGUCAACGGAUGGACAUAUCAUGCACCAAAAAAUGUAAGAUUAUUAAGCGAGAUUGAAGAAAUUCGAGUAACAAGUGACAUUGGCAGUAAUAUCAUUGAAAAUUAUGUAUUUAGUGAUGAAUUUCGAUCAUUGAUAAUUUUAAUACUUGAUUUACCUGUUAAAAAUAUCUCAAUUGAGCCAUAUGCUUUUGCUAAUUUAACAAAUCUUGAAUAUAUAGAAAUCAAUUCGGCAUUGGUUUUACUAGAUGUUGACAGUUUCAAGAGAAUGCCAAAAUUAAAAUCACUCAAGUUACAAAUAGUUAAUUCAACAACAGCUAAUCUCAUUGCCGUAUUGAAAAACCAUCCAAGUUUGACAAAUUUAGAACUUUUAAAUCCUUAUACCGUAGAUAUUUGUAAUUAUCAGAAUAACAAUAUUCCAUUACAAUUAUUAAAACUUCAAUAUACUGGCGGAUUAUCAAAUCUUGAAUUUUUAGAACUUAAAACUGUACCAAUAAAAUUUGAUACAUACUUUUUGGAUCAUCUAAAAUCAUUAGUAACAUUUGAAAUUCCAGCAAUUGAUACUAAGAGAUGUAAUAUUUCUAUUUGUAAAUUGGUCAGACGUUCAAAUAUAAAAAAUUUAUUAAUUUCUGAUGCUGAAAGAGUAGCUAUUUGUGAUACGGAUUUAUGUAUGGAUCGUAAUACUAAAAUCUCAAGUCUCUGUUCUAUACAUGGAUGGUUCACAAGUUUGCAUCAAGAUGAUUUCGUUUGCUUGAAAAGGCUUGAAUAUCUGGGUAUAAAAAGCAGUGAUCUCGAAAAUAUUGAACCUGGGUCAUUUAGUCGACUUAAUAAACUUACUAGUUUAGUAUUAUCAUCAAAUAAAUUGACACAAAUUGAUCAGAAUAUUUUUGAGAACUUAACGAAUCUAAAUUCACUCGUACUCAGUGAUAAUAAAAUGAACAAUAUUGUUAAUGGGGCGUUUAGAGGAAAAACAUUAUCAGUGCUAGAUUUAAGUUACAACACGCUGACAUCUAUAAGCAAAAAUUUAUUUGUUGAUGUUAUGAUUAAACAACUGGAUUUAUCAAAUAAUAAAUUAAUAACAAUUGAAAUUGGUGCAUUCAAAACUUUGAACUUUGAAACAUUAAAUGUAGAUAAUAAUGAUGAACUUGAAGGAAAUAUUAAAAUUUGA
Aphidius gifuensis is the source of this 4023-nucleotide messenger RNA. Its product is annotated as protein artichoke-like. Bases 1 to 4023 code for a protein of 1340 amino acids. Gene Ontology annotation, molecular function: protein binding. The transcript has 7 exons. NCBI's taxonomy places the organism in Eukaryota, Metazoa, Arthropoda, Insecta, Hymenoptera, Braconidae. The record is from RefSeq and is a predicted model, not a curated record. Gene Ontology annotation, cellular component: extracellular matrix.